GAGGAGCCUCCCAUUCAAGAGAUCGUUGCGACGGGUGUUGUCCCUCGCUUUGUGGAGUUCUUGUCAAGGGAAGAUUCACCUCAAUUGCAGUUAGAGUCUGUUUGUGUUCUAACUAAUAUUUCUUCGGGAACAUCUCAAUACACUAUACUUAUAGUAGAUGAGGGUGUUAUUCCCCCUUUGGUGACUCUUCUCAGUUCUACCGAUGUUGAUAUCAGAGAACAGGCAGUAGGGGCUUUAGGGAACAUUGCCGGUGACUCCGCAGGCCACAGGGAUCUUGUUCUUCACCAUGGUGCUCUCUUGCCUUUAAUAUCUCAGCUGGAACCAGAUUCAAGAUUGUCCAUGCUGAGGCAUGCAUCGUGGUGUUUGUCUAAUGUUGUCCGUGGAAUGCCUCCAGUAGAUUUAGAACAGGUAAGAGAUGCAUUGCCCGUCCUUCAGCGACUAGUCGGCUUCAAGGAUGAAUAUGUUGUAAAACAUAUAUGUUGGACUCUCUCUUACCUUGCGGAAGGCCCAGGUGCCACUGUUCAAGCUAUUAUUGAACUAGGAGUUUGCCCAAAACUUGUGGAGCUUCUGUAUUAUCCAUCGGAUAUAGUUAUUUUACCUGCGCUUCAUACUCUGGGAAAUAUUGCUGCCGGUGAUGAUGUUCAGACACAGGUUGUAAUUGAUAACAGAGUGCUCCCGGCUCUUCACCAACUUCUUAUGAAGGACUACCAAAAAAGAAUCUUCAGAGAAAUUUGUUGGACAAUCUCAAAUAUCACGGGUGGGUCUCGAUCUCAAGUACAGGCUGUGAUUGAUGCGGACGUUAUUCCUCCUCUUGUUGAAAUUCUUUUUAAUGCGGACUUUGAGGUGAAGCGGACAGCAGCGUGGGCGGUUUGCAACAUUUCUUGUGGAGGAACUAAGGAGAAUAUCAGGUACCUGGCUGAUCAAGGUUGCAUUAAGGCACUAUGUGAACUGUUGACGAGUCCAGAAGCAAAACUUGUGUUAGGGUGUUUGCAGGCGCUGGAGAACAUUCUGAAGGUAGGAAAAGCUGACCAGGAAGAGGGACUCACUCAAGCGAAUGUUUUUGUUGAGAGGGUCCUCGAAUGUCAAGGAGUACAUCAAAAGAUUUCUUGUUUGUUGGCAAAUAGAAACCAGGAGAUCACCGCCACUGCUUGGAGGCUUUCUGAUACAAUCUGGCCUGGGAAUAAUAAUGACCAAGAUUCUGAUUAGUUUUACAUGACUUACUUUUACUUGUUUCUCUGUACUAUUCUGCGCUUACAAAGAGAACACAAGUUGUAUUACGAAUCAAACAAUUAGGAAUACAAA
Molecule: messenger RNA, 1302 nt
Organism: Vigna unguiculata (cowpea)
Lineage: Eukaryota; Viridiplantae; Streptophyta; Magnoliopsida; Fabales; Fabaceae
Product: importin subunit alpha-like
Biological process (GO): protein import into nucleus
Cellular component (GO): cytoplasm
Molecular function (GO): nuclear import signal receptor activity; protein binding
Source: RefSeq, a predicted model, not a curated record